UCUCUCUCUCUGUCUUCUCUUCUCUCUCGCUCCGGGGGUUGAUUAAAGGGGAGAGACUGACGGAGAGCAGGGGAAGUGUGGGAAGAGGGAAAUUAAAAGGGAGGGGGAAAGAGGGAGGGCGCAGAGCAACGGAAGAAAGAGACACCCUUUUCCUGCCUCUCCUUCCCUCGGGCGUCGGAUCUGUUCGUCACCCUGCCGCUGCUGCAAUACCUCUUCUCCCUUCAUUUUCCUUUUUCUCUCCUUUUCCUCUGUUUCCCCGUUCCUCUUCCUCGCUCGCUCUCUCUCUCUCUAGCUCCCCCGCUCCUUCUCAGCUCGCUUUUGCUCGCUUACGUGCUGAGUCAGGAGAUUGACUUGUUCCUCCUUCUUGCCGAACCGCAAGAAACAAAUAAAAUGGAAUGCUUCCAGAUGAAAUACGUUGCACUGCAUCAGAUUGCUACAGUAAAUGCACUAGAAUGUAUGUCCGACUUGAGUGCAAGAGGGAAACAAGGCGGUGCUAUUCUCGAUCCAACCGCAGAGAAUAUCAUUCGUCCAGAACCUCGCCGAGCUGCUCCUGCGUCCUUUAUUUCAAGUUGUUAUGAUGGAUACCGCUGCAACACGCAAAGAAAACCGACUGAGCAGAGAGAAGACGCCAGUUUUGAGAUACUCGAUAUAAUCUUGACUAAGAAUGGUCCAGACAAUGAUGAAGGGAGCAAUCUGACGAACUACUUCUGUGGAUCACCUCCUGCUCGAACCAACAACCCCAUGGUUCACGAUGUUGAAUUCGUCAACCAGUCGCGAGCAUACAAUUCUCCUUUUGAAAGUUCUCUUGGAGGAAAACCAUCAGCGAGAGUGGAGAACCGCUCUUCAUCAUGUGGCGCCUCAUUUGGAGGGAAGCCCAUGGUGAGGAUCGAGGGCUUUGCUUGCAGUAACUCCAAGUCUCACCGCUUUGUUCCGGCACUCGCCUAGGCCCAAUAACAUGCCCGGCCUUGCCCAACCCAUGCCAGAACCAUGCUAGCCAUGCCCCUAGCCCCUUACCAGAGUCGUUUCCAGCCAAGAGAAAGAAAUGGAGUAUUAUUCCUGUAAAUGUACGGAUUAGUAGGUCACCCAUGAGUUGCAUUAAACCUUCUUGCAGUUUACUCGUGUCUAACAAUCACUCGAGUCAUGUUGUAGAUAAGCGAUUUGAGAGCAGUUAGUGCAUUUUAGGAUUUCAUGUCAGUCUCUGGAAUUAUGAAAAUUGAAUCGAGUUCAGCAUUUCAUAUGUACAGUAUGAUGAUCAAUCAUCAAACGUUGUAUAAAAUUUUAAAGGUAGCAACCAGAAUGGUUCUCUACUGCGUAUAUGAGUUGUGGUGGUAAUCUAUGGCCUAUAUGCUAGGUCUGUGGUUUGCAACCUUUGAACUAAUGAAGUAUGUUUUGUCUUUUUA
Molecule: messenger RNA, 1400 nt
Organism: Nymphaea colorata (pocket water lily)
Lineage: Eukaryota; Viridiplantae; Streptophyta; Magnoliopsida; Nymphaeales; Nymphaeaceae
Exons: 4
Coding region: 391-945 (184 amino acids)
Source: RefSeq, a predicted model, not a curated record